AUUAAAUUCGAUAGAAUUGAUUUGGUCUGCUGUAAAAAGUAUGUUGCUAAUGCAUUAAUUGAAUUGUUUUAUUAUUAAUUAUUUUUCAUUGAUAAUGCAGGAGAAGUUGCCCAGAAAAAUACUACUUUUAAAGCAAAUGACAUUUUGGACCUAUGCAGGAAUGAAAUAUCUUCCGUUUCGAAGGAGUUGUGGGCUGGAUGUUGCCAGCACGUUGAGAAAUUGGAAUCUUUACUGAUGGAGAAGGAAAAAGUUGCAGACAAUUUCGUUUCGGAUCGCCUGGGACAAAAUCGAAUCGUAAUCAGCCUUGAUGCCGACAGUGACGAUUCUGACGAAGAAGAAUUGUCUAGCAACCUUCGACAGAUUUCUUAUGAAGACGUCCAAGAUAUUUCCGGUGUGAGUGGCGAUGACACGUUGGAUGAUCAAGACGACAUUGCGAUGUAUGGCAGUGAAAGUGAGGAAAGCCAAGUUGAGGACGAAACCGGUAGUGAGACUGGCGAACCAGAAAGUGAUGGUGGGAAUGUUGAGACGGAGGAAGAAGAAACUGAAGGCGGAGAAGAUGAGGAAGGUGAAAGCGAUGGCGAAGAAGAUCAGGAAAGUGAAAGCGAAGGGGGCGAAGAUGAAGAUGCAGAAAAUAACAGUGGGAAUGCCGAAACGGAGGAAGGUGAAAGCGAUGGCGAAGAAGGUCAGGAAAGUGAAAGCGAUGGCGAAGAAGGUCAGGAAAGUGAAAGCGAUGGCGAAGAAGGACAGGAAAGUGAAAGCGAUGGCGAAGAAGAUCAGGAAAGUGAAAGCGACGUGGGCGAAGAUGAAGAAGCAGAAAAUGACGGUGAGAAUGCUGAAACAGAGGAUGGUGAAAGUGACGGCGAAGAAGGUCAGGAAAGUGAAAGCGAUGGCGAAGAAGGUCAGGAAAGUGAAAGCGACGUGGGCGAAGAUGAAGAAGCAGAAAAUGACGAUGAGAAUGCUGAAACAGAGGAUGGUGAAAGUGACGGCGAAGAAGGUCAGGAAAGUGAAAGCGAAGGGGGCGAAGAUGAAGAUGCAGAAAAUAUCAGUGGGAAUGCCGAAACGGAGGAAGGUGAAAGCGAUGGCGAAGAAGGUCAGGAAAGUGAAAGCGAUGGCGAAGAAGGACAGGAAAGUGAAAGCGAUGGCGAAGAAGAUCAGGAAAGUGAAAGCGACGUGGGCGAAGAUGAAGAAGCAGAAAAUGACGGUGAGAAUGCUGAAACAGAGGAUGGUGAAAGUGACGGCGAAGAAGGUCAGGAAAGUGAAAGCGAUGGCGAAGAAGGUCAGGAAAGUGAAAGCGACGGGGGCGAAGAUGAAGAUGCAGAAAAUAACAGUGGGAAUGCCGAAACGGAGGAAGGUGAAAGCGAUGGCGAAGAAGGUCAGGAAAGUGAAAGCGAUGACGAAGAAGCUGAGCAAGGUGAAAGCGGUGGAGGAGAAGAUGAACAAGCAGAAAAUGAUGGUGAGAAUGCUGAGACAGAGGAUAGUGAAAGUGACGGCGGGAACGCGGAGGAAGGAGAAAGCGACGGCGAAGAAGAUCAGAAAAGUGAAAGCGACGAUGGGGAAGAUGAACAAGCCGGAAGUGAUGGUGGGAAUGCUGAAACGGGUGAUGGAGAAAGUGACGGUGAGAAUGUUUAGUCAGAGGUGGAAAUAACAGCGGAACAGGAAGAAGAAAGUGACAGCGGGUAAUAUGAGACCAACUCGGGCGAAAGGGUCUAAUUUUGUUAAUAAAACGAUCGAUGCGAAGUAAUAUAACUUUAUUGUAAACGAAAUGUGUCACAAAUAAAUCUUACAUAUAAACAUACAGUUAUUUUAGCACUUGGUUGCAGCAUUAUAGAUUUGGAUUUAAAUUAAAAGUUUGAAGCAUGCACUCUUAGCAAACUGGUCAUAAAUCAUUACCGCCCGGAGUGCAUAUGACUCCACUGGCGAGGUAAUAACGAUCAUUUCCAUUUAGUAAUGUUAUGGUAAUGAAAAAGUUACCACUCGGAAGAAAACUGAUACCAAUCCAGUAGAAAAUUAUUACCAA
Messenger RNA from Folsomia candida, 2017 nucleotides. Its product is annotated as spore wall protein 2-like. The record is from RefSeq and is a predicted model, not a curated record. Lineage: Eukaryota; Metazoa; Arthropoda; Collembola; Entomobryomorpha; Isotomidae. Bases 235 to 1629 code for a protein of 464 amino acids. The transcript has a single exon.